Molecule: messenger RNA, 3380 nt
Organism: Patiria miniata (bat star)
Lineage: Eukaryota; Metazoa; Echinodermata; Asteroidea; Valvatida; Asterinidae
Exons: 6
Coding region: 635-2683 (682 amino acids)
Cellular component (GO): extracellular region
Source: RefSeq, a predicted model, not a curated record
ACGGGAGGGAGUGAAUAUGAGGAGGGCUUCCCUGAAACGAGAGCCAUUGUUGACCCUGUCGCGAUGUUGUGGUUGGACUUUGCCUCGUCCGUUGCUGUAGCGGUCGUUGUUUGCCGUUUGGAUUAUUAUUAUCAUAACACAGUUACAUGUACAUUGUUUAUCUGCAUGUGUAUCUAAAACACAAACGAUUUAUGACCAGCUAUAUGCGGUGAUAGACGUGCGUACCGGCCGUUAAACACAAAGCAGUGAUUGAAUCCAAACGGGUAACACGGUAUUUUGAAGGCCAUGCCGUUCUUCAUCAGUGACCCCAAAAAAACCGAAGUUGCGAGACAAGAUAAACCGUACGGAUGCUUGUGUUCGCCAGGUUUCGUCAGGGUAAACGAAGACUCUGCUUGGACGUGAGAAUAGCAUGAACGUUCCACGGUGCAAUGACAUUAAUACUGGCUGCGUUUGCAUGAGUCAAAUGUUUGGUUUGGUUGAGUUGUCGAUCCUCUUACAAUGUAUGUAGGAUGUAAAGAAAAAUGUUUGUCGAAGUACGACGAAUGUCCUUGCAAACCAUGACAGUGCUUUAAAUAGGCCUACAAUUUCCAUUGUAUCGAUCGUUUGCCAAACUGGACUGUCACUGAUUCUAAGAAUGGGAUGCGGCAGUUCGAAGACGGCUGUGGAGCCGGGAAGCGAGUCGGAGAAACCACCUCUACUCGUCAGAGACGAGGACACAAGAAGGGGAGAGCAUAAAGAUGAAACCGGGAACUUUGAUGGUGAUCACGGAGACCACAUCGACGAGGACGGUACCCAUGGUCCCGUACAAGUGCCGCCAACGAAAGUGAACCUCAUUGCAAACGGUGAGGUUUGCGUCUCGCAAUCAGGAGUACCUCACGAGAAUGGGGAGGCUGGUGGCGAGAUGCAGCCCUCGAGCUUCGACGAAUCUCACGCAGCAGUGAAAAUUAACGAAAGAGGCUCGUUGCCAGAGGAACCUCACGCAACAGAGGAAAUUAACGAACCCUCCGAGGUAAGGAGACGUGUACUAUUCAUCACCACAGGCAUGCCUCGAACAGAAGAGGACGGCGAGAGCGCACCUCAAAGGCUUGAGCCUGGUGAGGUAACAUUAACCAAUGCUACAGACCGGCCCAUAUCAACUAAAUCAAAAGAAGACAAUGAUUGUGACCAUGAGGACCAAACCUCGAACCAAACCGGAACGAGGGGAGACAAUAACAACGAAGCUAUGGUAAAAACGGUGAACCUCGCAGUAGAUCAUGAUGUGGACACAUUCAAAACAGGAACCACUUCCAGAAAUACAAUGCCCGAACCUCAAAAGAGUAGCAACACACAAUCUAAACCUGCUGCAGAAAUAGAAAUUCCUGAAAACCUCUCCAAACUCAGUCAAAAGUCAGACGAGGUAGUCGCCUCGAACCACAAACCUCACAGUGCAAAAGGUAAUGCACCUUUUCCUAAAAAAUCUGAACCUCGGACGGAAGAAGAAAAUCUGGGUGACAACCUGACUCCCAUGUCACAUGACAAAUGGCCGAAAACGGAGCAGACCCUCAGCGUCGAACACGAAACGGUUGCUAAGGAAACGGAGAAAGUGACGUCAGAAGAUGGCGCCAAACUUCCCUCGCGAGGCACCGGCACCGCGCAAGAGUCGAUACUGGAUCGUGUGAGGCGCGAGGCGCUAGAGAUGCACAACAUCUACAGAGCGAGGCACGGCGUACCGCCUCUCGUCCUGAACAACACCCUCAACAAGUACUCGCAAAAGUGGGCGGAAAAGAUGGCCUCCAUGCGGAAACUAGAGCACAGCCCUCAAAAGAACAGGCCCAACUACGGAGAAAAUAUUUACUACUCAGGCUCAACACAUUUCAACGUAAGCGAUGUCAAAGGUGAAACCUCUAUCUCGGCAUUCUAUGAUGAAAUUAAAGACUACGAUUACGAUAACCCCGGGCAACGGAAAAAGAACGGCGGACAAAUAGGUCAUUUCACCCAAGUCGUCUGGAAGGAUUCUAAAGAGUUAGGCGUUGGCAUGGCAACCGCCAAAAAGGGAAACAUGGGCUAUGUCUACAUCUGCUGCAAUUACAGUCCGCCAGGCAACUGGGUCGGGCGUUACGAGCAACAUGUCUUACCACCGAUUUCAGAUGUACCAGAAACGCCAAAGUUCGGCAGCGAAGACGGCAGCAGGGACGCGCCGGGCGAAACGAACAAUCGACCGGCGGAUGGAAAGCCGACGGUCGGCGAGUCACCGCUACCAAACGGCAAGGAGACGCCUCUUGAGCGUGUCAGGCGGGAGCUGCUCCAGGGGCACAACGCGAUCAGAGCCCGGCACAACUUGCCACCCCUCACGCUAAACGGCAAGCUCGCUAAGCAGGCCCAGCAGUGGGCGACCAAGAUGGCCAACACGAAGAAAUUCGAGCCGAGUCCUAUGAGUAAAAAGGCCGGAUAUGGAGAGAACAUUUUCACGGCUGGGUCCUCCAAUUUCAAGAUGUCCAAUGUCAAAGGCGCAGAAGUAGCCGCAUUUUUCUGUGAUGAAAUUAAGCAAGACGCUAACAUGGGCCGUUUCGCUAACUCGUGGAAUACCAUUAACACCUGCACGACAGAGCUGGCGUGGAAAACCUCCCAACAACUCGGCGUUGGCAUGGCAACCACGAAACAAGGGAAGAUGGAGUAUGUCUACAUCUGCUGCGAUUACAGUUGACCCUGGAGACAAUGUUCAUUCUUGUCUUGCAAGGAGAUUGAGAACUUUUGUUUAUGGGGGAAAACGUUUUGUGGUGAAACAGUUUCCAAGCAAUAUUGUCUUUAAUAUUAAAAUAUGAUUCUGUAGGCCUACAUGUGGUUUUGUUUAUCACAACCAAAGAUUGAUAUUUGCGUUUUUAAUGUUGUUUUCUGAUUACUUUCUGAAAAGUCAAAGAUUCUGCAAUAAAUAUUCUGCCUGUUUUUAGGCGCAAAUAAUUCUGACAUCGACCUCGUCCACAUGGCGUCGAGCAGUACGCGCCCACUUGCUACUUUCACUCUACAAUUCUCGAGGGGUUGAAAGAAGACCUGGGAAUGAGGUUGAAUUCGACAUGUACGCAAAAUCAUAAUGUUCCUUCAAUUAGUGUGGUCAAUCACGGACCAUUUACACACCGUUUUAGACCGAAAUGAACGUUUUGCAAGGAAGAGAAUAUUUAAGAAAAUUUGCAUUUUUAAUUUUUUUUUUAUUGUACCUUAAAAAGGUAAUAUAUCGAAAACUGGAAUUCUAAGAUCACUGGGAGUGGUUGAUAUUAUAACUGAAAUAAAUGAGGCAAAUCUUUUGAAAAUGACGAUUGAAUUGUAUAAUUAUUACCAUUUAUUAUCUACAUCUGAAGCUUGAUACACGAUAUAAAAAAAAAUGAAGAAAACAAUUUGCACAGGUU